This is a messenger RNA of Pezoporus occidentalis (night parrot), 849 nucleotides long. It is a transcript of the gene IMMP2L, whose product is annotated as inner mitochondrial membrane peptidase subunit 2. The coding region runs from base 144 to 671 and encodes 175 amino acids. Gene Ontology annotation, cellular component: membrane; mitochondrial inner membrane peptidase complex. The record is from RefSeq and is a predicted model, not a curated record. The transcript is spliced from 6 exons. Gene Ontology annotation, molecular function: serine-type endopeptidase activity. Lineage: Eukaryota; Metazoa; Chordata; Aves; Psittaciformes; Psittacidae.
AGAUACGCUUGUGGGCAAGAUCUCAAAAUUGUCUUCUCAGGCUGACAUUGUUGUCAAAGUGGAGGAUGUCUGAGAUACGCCAGACCUCCUAGCAGAGUAGGAUUCCAGCCAGAAAACUCUAGAGGCAACAUUCAGAAUCAAUUAUGGCGCAGGCUCAAGGGCUGGGGAAGAGAUACAUUAAAGCCUUUUUUAAAGGUUUCUUUGUUGCUGUUCCCAUAACGGUGACUUUCCUGGAUAGAGUUGCCUGCGUAGCAAGGGUGGAAGGAGCCUCAAUGCAGCCUUCUUUGAAUCCUGGGGGAAGACAAGCAUCUGAUGUAGUGCUCUUAAACCAGUGGAGCAUUCGAAAUUAUGAUGUACAACGUGGGGACAUUGUGUCAUUGGUGUCUCCUAGAAACCCUGAACAGAAGAUCAUUAAACGAGUGAUUGCUCUUGAAGGAGACAUUAUCAAAACUAUUGGAUACAAAAAGAAGUAUGUAAAAGUUCCACAUGGGCAUAUUUGGGUGGAAGGUGAUCAUCACGGACACAGCUUUGACAGCAAUGCUUUUGGCCCGGUUUCUCUUGGACUUUUACAUGCUCGAGCUACUCAUAUCCUCUGGCCUCCACAACGUUGGCAGAAGUUACAGGCAGUGCUUCCUCCAGAGCGCAAACCACUCAAGAGAGAGCAAGAGUGAUCUGAAUGUUCACACAGAAAAACACUGAAGUUUAACCAGGAAGAGCUGCAGUGGUUAUACCGUGUCCCAUAAGAGAUUUUGCCAAGUGUGCUUUCACAUUAGGUACAAUGUCAACAAAUACAUGUGACAUCUUCAUGUUAAAAUGACACUGUAAGUGUAAUUUUUGGGGGGAUUUUGG